This is a messenger RNA of Pipistrellus nathusii (Nathusius's pipistrelle), 351 nucleotides long. The record is from the annotation of a GenBank genome assembly. Lineage: Eukaryota; Metazoa; Chordata; Mammalia; Chiroptera; Vespertilionidae.
AUGCAGUGUCUGAGGAAGGUGUCCAGGACUGGAACUUUUAUUCUUCCCUGGAGACGUGAGAUGGUUCAUUCAGUCACCGGAAAACAGGAAGCACCAAGGACCUCCUUCACCCCCAGCCUGUUUCAUAGUUCCCUGUGUUCAAAGCACACACCAGGACCACAGCAGUGGCUCUGGAGGGUGCACAUUAAAGUUCUGUGUCAGACCCUGCGGGAUAUGAGGAGCUUCUUUGUACAGCCACCUCUCGCCUUUCCCCCACCCCAAACCAGGCGGCUUUUUAUGAACAGGGCCCUGAACCAGGGCCCAUGUGUCUUUGAAAACACCUGGAGGUGCAUUGAUGUCUUUUCAGUGUGA